AUGGCGUCGCCACCAAGUGGUCGCUCCUCGCUGGCUCUCGCCGCUUCAUACGCCUUCGACUGGAUCAUUCUCGUCGUCGUCGUCGUCGCCGGCGGCAUCCUUGGUCGCAUCGAGCCCAACAAGCGGCCCUUUUCCCUCGAUGAUCCCAACAUCUCGUUCCCCUUCACGGUAAACCAGACGGUCCCGACUUGGCUGCUCGUCAUCCUCUGUGGUCUCGCCCCCGCCGUCAUUAUCCUCUUCAUCGCCAUCGUCCUCGUCCCCGGCGGUACGGUCCCCAAGAACACCCCUCAGGUCCUCAUCUGGAAGCGCAAGCUAUGGGAGUGGCACGUCGGCUGGCUCGGCCUCCUGCUGGCCGUUGGCUCUGCCUUCUUCUUCAUCAGCGGCAUCAAGAAUAUGUGCGGCAAGCCACGCCCCGACCUGCUGUCUCGUUGCGAGCCCGACAUCGCCAACCGCGACAGCUACCAGGUUGGCGGCUUCAAGGGUGAGGCUGCCGGCGCGCUGCUCUACUCGGGCUCAAUCUGCAAGCAGACCGACAAAUACAAGCUCGAUGAUGGCUUCCGCAGCUACCCCAGCGGCCACGCCGCCGCCUCGGCCGCUGGGCUCAUCUACCUCUCGCUCUAUCUCGCCAGCAAGUUUGCCGUCACGAUCCCCUUUGUCGUCCCCAAUGCCAACACGCACGGCGAAGCCUCGUCGCACGUUGCUUUCCCGUCGCGUGCCAACGCCGGCGCCGAUUCUUCGUACGAGGCGUCGAGUAUCCGCAACGGCUACACGUACGGUGAAUCCCCGACGGGCAAGGCCGGCAGCGUCGCCAACCGCAACGCCAAGCACAACAUGAAGGUCCAGUCGCUGCGCCGCCAGGCUGCUGCGCCCCCCAUCUACCUCCUCGUCAUCACCCUCGCGCCCUUUUGCCUCUCCAUCUUCAUCUCCGCGUCUCGCUGGUUUGACUUCCGCCACCACGGCUUCGACAUCCUGUUUGGCUAUCUCAUUGGUACCAUCUGCGCCAUCUACAGCUUCCGCUACUACCACAUGCCCAUCAGAGCUGGUGCCGGCUGGGCUUGGGGUCCUCGUAGCGGCAGUCGCGCUUUCUGGGCGGGCGUUGGCCGUCUAGGCUACGCUGGCGAGCGAUCCGACUUUGACGCCCGCGUCGACCAGGCCGACCUCGGCGAGUCGGGCGAUGUCGACCUGCAUCCAGCUCAUCAAGCGGGCGAUCCAUCAAUGGGCGGCGGCGGCGGCAUGAGCUACCGCGCCGCCCACUAUGGAGCCAGCCCGCAGCAGCCCGGCCCCUUCCAGGACGUUGAGCUCGAACGGAUGGAGAACAUGCACCGCCCGAUGGGCCCACCAGGGCAUGCCUCCAGUAGCCGGGACGUUCGAUGA
Messenger RNA from Hirsutella rhossiliensis, 1374 nucleotides. RefSeq names its product PAP2 superfamily domain-containing protein. NCBI's taxonomy places the organism in Eukaryota, Fungi, Ascomycota, Sordariomycetes, Hypocreales, Ophiocordycipitaceae. The record is from RefSeq and is a predicted model, not a curated record. The transcript is spliced from 2 exons. Bases 1 to 1374 code for a protein of 457 amino acids. Gene Ontology annotation, molecular function: phosphatidate phosphatase activity. Gene Ontology annotation, biological process: phospholipid metabolic process.